GCUGAUGCAACUGAUGAGCGCGGUUGUCUCUUGCUCUCAGAGGAUAGAAGCAGUAGGUACAGAACCCAAGAUCCGAGAGAGAGAGAGAGAGGGGAGCGAGAGCAGCCAUGGCGGCCGUUGGGGGCAUGCUCACCGGCGCCGUCCUCACGAUGGUGAGCAAGCAGAUUGGCUCCGCCAUUGGUGGUCAGGUCAAGCUGCACUGGGAUUUCGACGAAGACCUGGAGAACAUGAAGAUGACGCUGGAGACCCUGGAGGCGUUUCUCAGCGACGCCGAGAGAAGGUCCGUCGCCGAGGAGUCGGUACGGCUGUGGCUGAAGCGACUCAAGAACGCCGUCUACGACAUCUCCGACAUGAUCGAGGUGUUCCAAGCCAACACCACGCGAGGGAGCAAAAUUAUGAUCCCCUGUCUUGCAAUUGGUCCCAAUAUAGAAAUGGCCAAACAAAUGAAAAGGAUGAGAGACAAACUAGAAAACAUCGCCAAACAGCACAACAACUUCAGUUUUAUGUCCGAGAGUUACUCCAACAGACAGCAACUACUUUAUUCUGAACGGAGAACAUCACCCAAGGUGGAAGAAGCAGCCAUAGUCGGAAUGACUCAAGAGAAGCAAAACAUAUUAGAUUGUUUAUCUGAUAAUCUCUUGACCCAAGAUUUCAUUAUCCUUGCGAUAUAUGGCAUGGGAGGGAUUGGCAAGACAACCUUAGCACAGUUAGUUUUCAAAGACAAAAGAUUCAAAGAGUACUCUCAGGUGUGGGUCUAUGUGUCUCAGGAUUUUGACUUGGAUAAAAUCGAGAGCUCUAUAAUUUCACAACUCUCCAAAAGGGAGCCCAGUAUGACAACUGAUUUGGAGAUGGCAACACCUGAUAUGAAGAUUAUCAUUGUCUUGGAUGAUCUUUGGGAGAACAAUGGUUUUAAAUUAGAUAACUUGAAGCUUAGGCUAAAUGUGGGCAAGGGGGCCAAGGUGAUUGUAAUAGUUACCACACGUGAGGAAGGCAUUGCUAGGAGAUUUUCUACGGUCACACCAUAUUUGUUAAAGCCAUUGUCAUAUGAAAUGUGCUGGGAACUAAUAAAACAAAAAUGUGCCUUUAAAGACAGAGAUGACAAGGAAUGGUUGGAAAGUAUAGGGAUAGAGAUUGCAAGGAAGUGUGGAGGUGUGGCAUUAGCAGCUCUAUCCCUUGGGUACAUGCUGCAUUCCAAAGGGGUCGAUGAAUGGGAAUCAGUGAGAGAUAGCAAUAUUCUGAAUGAACCUACCUCAGAUGAUGUAUCUUCACCUUACCAUGUGCUUGCAUCCUUGAAGUUAAGCUAUGUCAGAAUGAAGCCAUGCUUGAAGAUGUGUUUUGGCUACUGUGCUAUUUUUCCAAAAGGCCAAAAGAUGGUUAAGGAUGAUUUAAUUCUUCAGUGGAUUUCCCUUGAUUUUAUCGAGCCAUCAAAAGUUUACUCCCCAAGGCAGAUUGGUGAGAUAUAUGUUACUGAGCUUUUGGGAAUGUCAUUUCUUCAACAUUAUUCAAAGUCAUCAUCGAGUGUCACAGCGCAUGAAGGGAAUGUUACAUUGUUAACCAUGCACGACCUGGUGCAUGAUCUUGCAAGAUCGGUCAUGGUGGAUGAAAUUCUGGUUUCCAGCGAACAAGACAAGAAUGGCAAAAGCAGCUACCGAUAUGCGUUGCUCAAUGACAGCAGCAAGCCAUUGAAAUCAUUCACCAAGUUUCCUGCCAAGAUAAGAGCAUUGCGUUUUGUCGACUGUGCCAAAAGUGUGCUCCAUGAUGGCGCAUUUUCAGGUGCCAAGUACCUGCGCGUCUUGGAUUUAAGCGAGUGCUCUGUACAGAAGUUGCCAGAUUCUGUCGGUGAUUUGAGGCAGUUGAGGUAUCUCAGUGCUCCAGGAAUCCAAGAUACUAUGAUUCCUGGUUGUAUAACCAAGCUCCCAAAAUUAAUAUAUCUCAAUCUCAGUGGAUCUUCAAUGCUCUUUUCACUACCAGAGUCAAUUGGAGAAAUGGGCAGCCUGAUGUAUCUUGAUUUAUCAGGUUGUUCAGGAAUUCAAAGAGUACCACAAUCAUUUGGGAAGCUCAAUUUGUCAUAUCUGGAUCUGUCAAAUUGCUCUAGCCUUAAGGGCGUAUCAGAAAUAUUGGGGAACCUCACUAAGCUGCAGCAUUUGAACUUAUCAUAUUGCCAAUAUGUAGAGAAACUAGGAAAUUUGGGUAACCUGACGAAACUGCGGUAUUUUCACUUUUCAAGCUCAGGUUCUCCAGGGGUGUCAGAAAAAGAUGUUUUCGGUGGGGGCACCAAACUUGAGUAUUUAAACCUAUCGACAGAGUUCACAGAUACCAAAAUCAAAAGGCUUCCUGAAGCUGUGGGUAGCUUCAUUAAAUUGAAGUAUUUGAACUUAUCUGGAUGGACAGAACUAGAAGAAUUGCCAAGAUCAUGGGGUGCUCUUCAAAAUUUGAUCCAUCUUGAUUUAUCAAAUUGUUACAAGAUAAAAGGUGUGCCAGAAACCUUGGGUAGCCUUACCAAGCUCCAAAAUUUGAAUUUAUCAUACUGCUGCUGCUACCGAGAAACUCGAUGUCAGCUUAUUGGGCUUGAAGAAGUGGUAGGCAAGCUCACCGCACUUCGGAAUUUGUAUUUAUCAAAAUGCCUGGAUACUCUCUUCUUUGGGAUUAAAGGUAAAUACAGGGACGAACAAAUGGAGAUGUACACUUCAGAACUUGUGUGCCAAAAUUUCCUUGCAUCUCUCAGUUCGCUUACCAAUCUAGAGGAGCUGGACUUAUCUGAUAACUUGAGUAUCAAAACUCUACCUGAGAGUAUUGGUGACCUGGAGAACCUGCAUACACUUAACCUCUCGAGCUGUGAUGGUCUAUGUCAGCUUCCAAGAGUUAUGCGCGAGAUGGAAAGUCUGAAACAUUUGAAUGUUUCUAGUUGUUAUCAUCUGGACAAGUCAACUGUACCUAAGUUUGACAGUAGUGCGGUCCUGCUACCACACUUUGUGGUUCAAGCUUGGGAUCGUGAAUCUAGCAGCAAUGUCUUUCUGCUUCAGGAUGUAAACACUACUGAGCUGGAGAUAAGCAAAUUGGAAAACGUGGUCAGUGUAAAAGAGGCCCAGAGAAUAAGAUUAAAGGAGAAAGAGAUUAUCUCAGAAUUGUCGCUCAGCUGGACACGAGAUGCGAGGAGAUUUGUGGAGGAUCAGAACGUGUUGGCAGAGCUAGAACCGUCAGGUCAGUUGUACGAGUUCAAGCUGCAGGGCUACAGCAGCGCAGCAUUUCCAGACUGGCUGAUGGAUGUUGCUUCUCACCGUUUCCCCUGGCUCAAGAGCAUCGAUCUGGUGGAUCUGCCCAACUGCACCUGCCUGCCACCGCUCGGUCAGCUGCAGCAACUGGAGACCUUGUCACUCGAUGGACUCAAUGGCAUUACCAAGAUCGAUGGCCAGUUCUGUGGUGGAUCAUCAGGAGCAUUUCACCGACUCAAGAGUUUUUCCAUGUCCAACAUGGAAGGGCUGGAGGAGUGGCGGACCAGGUACUCCUCCUCCGGCAACGGCAGAUGUACGAGGAAGUUCAUGUUCCCUAGACUGAAGAAACUGAAAAUACAUCACUGCCCCAAGUUGAGCCUCAGGAGUCGCCCUCCUAAAGCUGUUCACUGGGAGAUCGAGGGAAGCGACAAUGUGAUAUCGUCGUGGCCGAGAGCCUCUGCCUCGUCGUCAUCCGCCGUGCCAAUAUACAAGCUGAUCAUCAAAUCCUGCAGGUUGCCACUGCACCAGUGGAGCCUGCUUCAGAGGCUAACUAUCAAGUCUUUAGUCAUCGAGUCGUGCAGUGAUCUGAACAGCAGCUCGCCGGAGAUCGCUCAAGCCUUGUCCUGCUCCCUCCAAGAACUCUUCCUGAAAUGGGAUGACGAUAAUCCGGAGCUGCCCAGCUGGAUGAGCAUGCUCACACAUCUUAACAGUUUGCAUAUAAGUACUAGGUGCCCGGAGCUGAAGGUGUCAGGAGGGGUCAUGAAGCAGCUCAGUUCUUUACGCUUGCUGACUCUACAUGAAUGUGCAGCCAUGGCAUCACUGCCAGAGUGGUUGGGAGAGCUCCCUUCUCUCUGUGAACUGCGGAUCGAGAAGUGCCCCAGACUGAACAAUCUGAAAAGGGCCAUGGAUGAUCGCCGCCUCACCUCCAUCAGGUCGCUGCAUGUGAAAUCCUGUGAAAGCAUUUCGGUGCUACCAGAAAGCUUGGGCGAGCUCAUGUCUCUCGAGGUUCUUCAUAUCGAUGGGUGUAUCAGUAUCAAGUCUCUGCCGAAAAGCAUUCAAAAACUGACCAAUUUGGUGAGUGUACGAGUCCAUUCGUCGCCUGAAUUGGAGAAGUGGUGUGAAUUGGAGGAGAACAAGAACAGGUUCUCCCAUCUGCUCAACAAGCAUGAUGACUGCGAUUACAAUCAUGGGACGGGAUAGUUAAUUUGUUGAUACAUUUCUUAUUUUUUGACAACGAUUUUUUGCCAUGGUAAUAUUUAAUCAUUUUGCUGAGACGGAACUUACCUAUUGCAUGGAGAAACAAAAUUGUGGUUGUCACAAAAUCAUUUUACCAGAAUUAAGUGUUGGUGUGAGAAUUUUUUUUUUUCAUAUUGCUAUAAAUAAAUUUCUGGUGAUAGUGUUAUCUCUUUUAGAUAAUUGGGCGGGGAACUCAUAAUUGAGAUAAAUGAAAAACAAAAAAAAGAAAAUACUAAA
Messenger RNA from Oryza brachyantha (malo sina), 4685 nucleotides. Its product is annotated as disease resistance protein RGA2-like. Gene Ontology annotation, biological process: defense response to fungus. The record is from RefSeq and is a predicted model, not a curated record. Gene Ontology annotation, molecular function: protein binding; ADP binding. The coding region runs from base 108 to 4412 and encodes 1434 amino acids. The transcript is spliced from 3 exons. NCBI's taxonomy places the organism in Eukaryota, Viridiplantae, Streptophyta, Magnoliopsida, Poales, Poaceae.